CGUUUACAUUCUGUUCUCGACGUCGCGUUCAUUGUGGGGAGCCAUUACCCUCGUCCGCGCUAAGCAUCGUGCCAUAUUCCCAUUCGCGCCCUAAUACUAACAACAUUCUCGUAGUUUUAAGUGAAAUAUUAUGAGAGUGAAGACCGACAUGGACGACGACGAAAAGGGAAAGUUGUUUGUUGGUGGUUUGUCCUGGGAGACAACACAAGAAGGCCUGCAACGCUACUUUGGCCGCUAUGGUGAAGUAAUUGACUGCGUUGUUAUGAAAAAUAGUGAAUCUGGCCGUAGUCGUGGAUUUGGAUUUGUAACAUUUAGCGAUCCAGCCAAUGUCCCUUUGGUUCUUCAGAAUGGACCGCAUCAGCUUGAUGGGCGCACAAUUGAUCCAAAACCUUGUAAUCCACGUACCCAACAAAAGCCAAAACGCAGUGGAGGCUUUCCAAAAGUUUUCCUUGGUGGAUUACCAAGUAAUGUAACAGAAACAGAUUUAAGGACCUUCUUUAACCGUUAUGGCAAGGUUAUGGAGGUUGUCAUAAUGUAUGACCAAGAAAAGAAGAAAUCAAGAGGAUUUGGCUUCCUCAGCUUCGAGGAUGAAGAUGCGGUGGACCGAUGUGUAGCGGAGCAUUUCGUCAACUUGAACGGAAAACAGGUUGAAAUCAAACGCGCAGAACCACGAGAUUCUUCGAGUAAAAUGAAUGAUAGUCAUCAAGGUCAAUGGGGUCCACCUCAACAAGGUGGACCUCCAAUGGGAAUGGCUGGGAAUAUGGGACCUAUGGGUGGUCCAAACGGACAAAUGGGUGGACCUAUGAUGGGUGGCCCGAUGGGUCCACCAGGAAACAUGAUGCAACAGUAUCAGGGUUGGGGUACAAGUCCUCAGACUGGUGGAUACGCUGGGUACACUACUCAGUAUAAUUCUCAGGGUUGGGGUGCACCUCCUGGCCCUCCUCAACAACAACAAAUUCCACCACCACCACAUCAUCAAUGGGGUAGCAGUUACAAUGUUCAACCGGCAGCAGCUACUCAAGGCUAUGGAAGUUACGGUGGGCCGGCGGCGGCCGCUUCAGGGGGCUAUGGGCCCACAGCGGGUACUGGCGGGGCUGCGGGGGGCGGUCCCGGGGGUUCCUGGAACUCCUGGAACAUGCCACAGAACGGGCCCCCACCUGGGACCCAGCCACCACCUCAGCCUCCUCAGCCUAACUCCUCGCAGCCCAACUCCAACUCGAACCCCUCUGGCCCGCAGGGUGACAUGUAUUCGCGACAGACCACCGGGUCAGGUGCGCCUGGGUCCAGUAGCAGUUCAGCUAAGACUCCGGAUUAUGCUGGCUAUGGUUCCGCAUAUGGUAAUUACGCUGACACCAGUUAUCCACAGCGUUCGUAUCAAGCCGGAGAAAGCAACCAAGACACUCCGAUCCCAAAGUUCAAAAACACCGAAACUGGAAGCCCGACCUUCAUCCCGAACGGAGACGCAGCCCCGGGUCCCCAACGAUUCUCCCUAACCCAGCACACGAAUUAUCAUCCCUAUAGGCGCUAAAGAGCUCUAGAAAUCAUUAAAAACAAUUAAUAGAGAGGAGAGAUGUUGGCAGCGUCUUCACGGCGAAGGAUGAAUCAGGUGAAAAGCGUGACGAGAACGAUGAACCGAAGGUGUGGCCAUCAUCUUGCUUCCCUAUGUUCGAAAAAAAUGACCCGGCACCAUCCAGUUUUGACCAUCUAAUUUCGUACGAAAAAUUGACUUUUAUAGAGGUCGUAUUUUUUUCUCACCCCUCUUUUUUCCUUUUCUUUUUUUUUUUUAUUUUUCACUCGUUCCGAUCGAACGACGAUCCCGUAAGAUGAUUUAUUUACAAUUAAGGAAUUGUAUAAGUUACGUGCAAGUGAUGGCGUGUAAGCAAGCGUCCUUUUUUUUUUUUUUUUACAAAUUAAGGUACUUAUUUAAGGCCUCCGACUUAGAUCCAUUAUUUAAGAUACUAUAAUUAAAUUUUACUAUUGAACCUUUUUUUUUUAAUCGUUAGCUUUGUAACGUCUAAGGUAUUUCUUUCUUUUUUCUUUCCAUAUUAUUAUUACAUUUUUUUAAUAUAUACGUGUAGAAUUAUGGAGACGAAAUCAUGACAUUGAGGAUAGAAUUAUUUAAGAACCUACCGUGCUGCGAAAUUCAGAGUAAUUUCUUUUUUUCAUUUUCCAUCGCGAUACGUGUAACUAUUAUUUCGAGAUUCAAGAAUGCCUUUUUGGUUUAGCAAUUGAUUACGAUUAAAUUUUCAUUCAACUGCGUCCGUCCAUCGUUCGAACGAGAUUUCUCAGACGUGCGCGUUUAAAUUCGUGUUCGUGUUGCAGCCAUACUUCCCCGUACUGUUGGCUGAAUACUCGAUAACUUCGAGAAUUUCGUUUGUCCGUCUCGAAGCUGGCCGAUACUCGUGAUACAUAGUAUUUAAGUGUUUUUUAUAGUAAUUAUUAAGGCCGUGAUAUAAGGAAAUAAAUUUUGUACUGAAAAUUGUAAUACAAAUAUAGGAAGAGAGAGAGAGUGAGAGGAGAGAGAGAAAUAUUAACAUAGUUAAACAUUUUUGGUAUUAUUUUCUACGGUUAAGUCGCCGGUGUGUUUAGUCGAUAAGCCCUACGAUUAAGAUUAUUAAGGACGUAAUAUAAGCUUUUCCUACUUGCACGUUACGUGACAUAGUUUUUAUACACUUUAUUUCUUCCUGCACGAUACGUUUUCCAUUUUUCUUUUGUAUUAAGUGGUUGCAUAUCAGAUGGCCGAUUUCGAAACGAAACGUCUGAUAUGAUUUGAUGAUAUAAAAGUAAAAGCAACGAGCCAAGGAUUUGUGGUGGUUAUUUUUAUCAAAUUCAUAUUCCAUAAGUGCUAUUUUAUAACACUUUUCUGUCAUCAAAUCAUAUGAGACUUUGUGUCUUCUAAAAUAAGCCAUUUGACAUGCAACACUAUAAUACAUUAAUCAAAGAAAAUAAUUUGGACUAAUUCUAGUAGAUCGACGAACUUAAUACACGUAUCAUGUUUCUUUACAAA
Messenger RNA from Osmia lignaria (orchard mason bee), 3007 nucleotides. It is a transcript of the gene Hrb27C, whose product is annotated as Heterogeneous nuclear ribonucleoprotein at 27C. Gene Ontology annotation, molecular function: mRNA binding. Gene Ontology annotation, cellular component: cytoplasm. The record is from RefSeq and is a predicted model, not a curated record. Gene Ontology annotation, biological process: regulation of translation. Lineage: Eukaryota; Metazoa; Arthropoda; Insecta; Hymenoptera; Megachilidae.